Messenger RNA from Arabidopsis lyrata subsp. lyrata, 2153 nucleotides. Its product is annotated as pre-mRNA-splicing factor cwc-21. Bases 136 to 1956 code for a protein of 606 amino acids. The record is from RefSeq and is a predicted model, not a curated record. Lineage: Eukaryota; Viridiplantae; Streptophyta; Magnoliopsida; Brassicales; Brassicaceae. The transcript is spliced from 2 exons.
GGGGAAAAAAUUGUUAAACCUCUCUGUUGGUUCUAUCUUCCUCAUCGUCGUCGUCUCCUCCGAGUCCGUAAGCAUCGACGAUUCUCUCAUCUUCUCUCAUACACGACGACACUGGGUUUGAUUUAGAGUUGAAAGAUGUACAACGGAAUAGGGUUACAGACCGCUAGAGGAUCAGGAACUAAUGGUUAUGUUCAGACGAAUAAGUUCUUUGUGAGGCCUAGAAAUGGUGGUAAGCCUGUUAAUGGUGGUAAAGGGUUUGAGGAUGAUCAAGGUACUGCUGGUUUAUCUAAGAAACCCAAUAAAGCUAUCCUCGAGCAUGACCGAAAGCGUCAGAUUCAUCUUAAGCUUGCUAUUCUUGAGGAUAAGCUUGCUGAUCAGGGUUAUUCUGAUGCUGAGAUUGCUCAGAAGCUUGAGGAAGCUAGGUUGAGUCUUGAAGCUGCUGCUAAUGAGGAGAGUGAUGGGGCUGGUGACUCGAAGAUUUCUGAUACUCAAACUCAUCAGGUUGCUGCGAGGAAGGAGAAGCAGAUGGAAGCGUUUCGAGCUGCGUUGGGUUUGCCUGAUCAGAAAGAGGUGGCUGAAGAGGGUAUUAUUGAUGAUGAGCCGAUGGGGGAGGCUUAUGAAGGUAGAUUGAAAGAGAGACGGGAACAUUCAUUUUUGGACCGAGAUAGUGGGAGGAGGAAGGUAGAUGAGGAUGUGGAUGGGAAAGAUGGUAAGGUUAAGGAAAGCAAGAAGCCGCGGGGGGAGGAUGAUGAUGUGGAUGAAGUGAAGCGUCACAAGAAAAAAGACAGCAAGAAGAGAAGACAUGGUGAUUCAUCUGAUGAGUCUGAUGAGAAUGGCCGUGACCGUAGAAGGCGCUCUAAGAAGAAGGCUAAGGGGCGUAAACAAGAAAGUGAAAGUGACUCUAGCAGCUCGGAUUCUGAAUCUGACUCUGACAGUGAUGAUGGAAAGAAGAGAAGAAGGAAGAAGGCUUCAAAGAAACGCAGUAGAAGCAAAAGAAGUGUCUCUUCUGAUUCUGAGGAAGUUGAGAGUGAUGACAGCAAGAAACUUAGGAAGUCACACAAAAAGAGUCGCCCCUCCAACCGAUCUGGUUCUAAAGAAGUAAGGGACAAACAUGAUGAACAAAGCAAAGCUGGACGAAAGAGGCAUGAUUCUGAUGUUAGCGAGCCUGAGUCUGAGGAUAAUAAACAACCACUGCGAAAGAAAGAAGAGGCUUACCGUGGAGGACACAAGCAGAAAAGAGAUGAGGAAGAUGUGGAGGCCGAUUAUUUGAAAGACAGAUAUAGAGAUGGUUCUGGUGGCAAGAAAGCUGCACGAGACUCUGAUGACAGUGAGGCUGAGUACGAAAACAAGAAACAACUGCGCAGUAAAGUAGAAGCUUACAGUGCAGGAAUGAGCCAGAAAAGAACUGAGGAAGAAGAUGUGUCCAAACAUGGCAAGGACCAGUAUAGAAGUGAUUCUCGUGGCAAGAAAGUUGCAAGAGACUCUGAUGACAGUGAGGCUGAGUAUGAAAACAGGAGGAAGCUAAAGGAUGAGAGUUACCAAAGAGGAAGGAAGAACAUAAGAGAAGAGGACGAGGACUAUAAUAACCAUGGGAGGGACAGGUAUAGAAGUGAUGAUGCUGUUAAAAGACAUGGAACAAUUAAGGAAGACGAUAGGUAUAGAGGUCGAGCCAUUGAGGAAGAAGACAGCGAUAAAGGAGAUGAUGACAGGGGUAGAUACAGACCGAGACGUGAGUCUGUUAAGGAUGAUGAGGAAGAGUAUAAGCAUGGGAGAGACAGGUACAGAGGUGAUAAAGAGGACAGGUACAGAGGUGAUGCAAGACGUGCAACGGGUAGACGAGAUGAAGAUGAUGAUAGAGUAAGCAGAGAGCGUGACUACUCAAGCAAGAGUCGAAGUCGUUAUGAUGAUGGACGAUCAAGUGGCAAGAGAUCUUCCUAUGGUGAUGAUAGAGCUUGAUGAUUCUGUUUCAUCCAUGUGUCUUUUUAAGUAUCUUAAAUGUUUGUUGUGUGUUUUGUGGGUUUGUCACAAACAAUCCUUGUUUUUACUUUUGAGACGUUAAUUAAGGUUACAUGUUGGUCAAAUGUUGUCUUUUGGAUUGGAGCCAAAUCUCACAACACCUGGCUCAAUCUGGUGAAUUUGAUCAAUUGGUCACA